AUGGUGGACUGUCGAAGUUUAUGUUUAAAGCUUGUAGGAUUGAUAGUUGGAGUUUUAUUCGAAUAUGACACGCCUAAAUUCGUUCAUAUUAAAAGCAAGAAGGUCGGUGUAAUAAAUCGUUUGGUCCAACUAGGUAUUGUUGGUUACAUAAUUGGGUAUGUUGACUGUGUUACUACUGGUAACUGUUCAGAUAAUGGUAUCUGUCUUAUACGUGGGUGGUGUCCAACUGAAGCUGAAAAUGAUACAAUAACACGUAAUAUUCCUGAGACAACUAAUCGUACUUUUCUUAAACAUUGUACUUUUGAUCCUAAUACUGAAGAUGGUCUCUUCUGUCCAAUCUUCUCUCUAAAACAAAUUGUUGAUAUGACAGGUGAUGACUAUGAUACUUUAGCCACUGAGGGUGCAGUUGUUGGUCUUGUAAUUAAUUGGGAUUGUAAUUUAGAUGUCAGUUCUGAGCAUUGCAAACCAGAAUACUCUGCAAGAAGGCUUGAUAAUCCUGUUGCUCAGAUAUCACCAGGGUAUAACUUUCGUUAUCCAAAAUAUUAUUAUGAGAAUGGAAUACAAAGAAGAGAUGUUUGGAAAGUCUAUGGUAUUAAAUUCGUGGUACAAGUUACUGGACAGGCUACUACAGUGACAGAUGUAUUUGCAUUGUAUAUCUUGCAAAAAGCUCCACUCUAUCGUAAGAAGAAAUAUCAACAAGUCGAAACUCCAAAAAGGAGACAACAAUGGAAGCAGUCAUAA
Messenger RNA from Gigantopelta aegis, 741 nucleotides. RefSeq names its product P2X purinoceptor 4-like. Gene Ontology annotation, cellular component: nuclear inner membrane; plasma membrane. Gene Ontology annotation, molecular function: extracellularly ATP-gated monoatomic cation channel activity; purinergic nucleotide receptor activity. The transcript is spliced from 7 exons. The record is from RefSeq and is a predicted model, not a curated record. Lineage: Eukaryota; Metazoa; Mollusca; Gastropoda; Neomphalida; Peltospiridae. Bases 1 to 741 code for a protein of 246 amino acids. Gene Ontology annotation, biological process: monoatomic cation transmembrane transport; response to ATP.